UUAUUUAAGAAUUUAAAAAAGAGUUUUAUUUAUCUGAGCUUAUUACCCGCUAUUUUAUUAGUUUUAUUUAUUGAAAAACCUAGAGAAGGGCUUAGAUUCUAUAUAAAUCAUUAUAUUUCAAAUAUAAUUUUUAUUAAAGAUUACUAUCUAUUUUUACUUGUAAAAGAAACCUUGAAUAAUUAA
Aspergillus ibericus CBS 121593 is the source of this 183-nucleotide messenger RNA. RefSeq lists its product as uncharacterized. The annotation marks the transcript as partial. Lineage: Eukaryota; Fungi; Ascomycota; Eurotiomycetes; Eurotiales; Aspergillaceae. The transcript has a single exon. The record is from RefSeq and is a predicted model, not a curated record.